AUGGUAAUGGACGAUACCAUGAGUGAACACAUGCGACGGUACUAUACACUACGGCAAAGAAUAAUAACAAGGGACAAUCAUUUUUUCGUCAACAACAAGGGGCAAAGGGUUGUGAAGCUGUACGAUGACGUCAAUCGGAUUUAUGGUUCACAACUAUCCGCAGGUGUAUUCAAAUCGAAAUUGUCGGCAUGCGUCUUCCGACGGAUGAUCGAGACGAAGUCCCGAGGUCACCGCCCGGAAGUCGGUAAAGCCGUAGCAGCAUGCCUCCAGCAUGGAGAGAGCACGGCUUUAAAGUUUUACCGCCUUCCGGAUGCGAGCGAAGCCAUCCGCCGGCAGGACAGGAUUAAUAUGGUGGACAAAACGGCGGCUUUCGAGCAAGAAGUGAUGGCAAACUUCGACGAAAUAUUUGGUAAUGAACUUUAUGUGAAUAUGACGGAGUCUCUGAUACAAGAGAAGCUGCAGGGUUCGGAUGAGAUUACUUCAAAUAGUGGAGCAGAGAUCACAGCGUCAUUUGUAAAAACCUUAAAAACAAGGUAUGACAUUUUAGUCGAAGAGUGGCGAAUCGACAUUUUGUAUGAAUUGGCGAUACAAGAGUACGACCACACCAAUAUAUCAAAACAUGCCAUAAUUCAAAUAUCAAAAGACAAUAGAAUCCACUAUUUCAUCCACGGUGACAAAGACCGGAUAGUUAAGGCAGUCAUCAACAGAGUCAAUAAGCGUUAG
Molecule: messenger RNA, 723 nt
Organism: Macrosiphum euphorbiae (potato aphid)
Lineage: Eukaryota; Metazoa; Arthropoda; Insecta; Hemiptera; Aphididae
Source: the annotation of a GenBank genome assembly